Molecule: messenger RNA, 853 nt
Organism: Purpureocillium takamizusanense
Lineage: Eukaryota; Fungi; Ascomycota; Sordariomycetes; Hypocreales; Ophiocordycipitaceae
Exons: 1
Coding region: 96-734 (212 amino acids)
Cellular component (GO): U2-type spliceosomal complex; post-mRNA release spliceosomal complex
Source: RefSeq, a predicted model, not a curated record
ACCUCCCAAGACCGUGGACACCUCUGCGCAGACGACCGUCGAGUUCACGGUUUUCUUCGACCGCACCGCCCGCCGCGCGACAAGGCCCGCCCAGCAUGUCGUCGUCGCUCAACAACCUCAGCGCCGCGGCGCAAGACCGCAAGGCUCGCCUGGCCCAGCUCAGAGGCCUCAAGCGAAAACAGCCCAACGACGAGGUCGCCUCGCCGGAAGCCGACGACCACCACGCUCCCGCGCAUCUCACCACCGACGAGCCGGACGUCGUGCGGCAGCACCUCUCGGGCCGCAACUAUGACUUCGAGACCAAAGGCCCCAAGCUUGGCUUUGACGUCAUGCCCAACGAGGGACAUUCGCAGCCGACGCUGGAAGAGCAGGCCGCCGAGGUGGAGGCCGAGGUCAACAGACAAGCCCUCGAGGAAGCGCAGGAGGAAAAGGCCAUCGACCUGUUCAAGCUCCAACCCAAAAAGCCUAAUUGGGAUCUCAAGCGCAACCUCGAACAGAAGAUGGCGGUUCUCAACGUGCGAACCGAUAAUGCGAUUGCGAGGCUAGUGCGGGAGAGGAUAUCUGGGGCCCAGAAGGCGGCCCAGAAGAGCGGCGCCGCUGCCAAUGGGAGCGCCGACGGGGAGGCGGUAGGCAUGGACGGUGUCGCUCUUGUCGAAGGCUUGCGGGUUCGGCAACAAGAGGAGGAAGAGGAGGAGAAACGCGAGCGGGAGGAGGACGAGGCUCUACUGGCAUGACGGGGGGCACAAGCCGUAUUACAUUGUUUUGCUUUGCAUCUUGGGUUUGGCGUUCAGUCUGCCGGAGACUGGGGAUACAUCUGGUUCGAACGUAAUUUGAUACCCAAUCAUCUACCGCC